Molecule: messenger RNA, 2461 nt
Organism: Monodelphis domestica (gray short-tailed opossum)
Lineage: Eukaryota; Metazoa; Chordata; Mammalia; Didelphimorphia; Didelphidae
Source: RefSeq, a predicted model, not a curated record
UAGAAAACUGGUCUUGGAAUCAGGAGAAACUGGAUGGGAAUGGCCCCCAUUACACCAGUUGUGUAAUCUUGUGGAAGUCAUUUAACUUCUUUAUCUAUAAAAUAAGGAUGAUCAGACAACUGACUUCAGUUACUGUGAGAGUCAAAUGAGAUAAUGCAUGUGAAGUAUUUUGCAAACAAUGUUGGCUAUGACUAUGAUUUCUCCAAGGGGCAACAAUUCUUUUUUAAGAUUUUCCUUCUGAACUUUCCAGUCCGCUCCAAUUCCCAGGAAAGGAUGAAAAGAUAGUACUUUUUUUUUUUUUUGCCACAAUGAGUUCCUGAAAACAGUGGCAUAAAUUAGAUUUCAUUUUCCCAUAGGAACAAUGCUACAACUGAGAGGGUCUGGUUCUUUUGCUUCCCAUUGUUUUGUUUUGUUUUAAACUUCUUCAGAAACAUUAUGAUGAAAAAUCUCUGAGUGAAAGCAUACAACUACCCUGAAACAGGGUGAGACGUGGGGUCCAUGAGUCAGUACCGGAACUGUUCUGACCCAUCUUCAAAACCUGCAUUGCCUUCAUUAUGAAUCCAGAACUCAUAAUAAUUUCAAAAUUCUCUGUACAUUUCAUGAUGUAUCAAAUUCUCCAGGGCUUCAAGAUUGCUGGUUGCUUUGCAAAGGGUUGCAAUCAAGCUAUGCUUCUCCUGGGAUCCAGGAGAGAAAUGGGAAAGCUUCACCAUCCCAUGAAUUGGCCCUGCACAGCAAUGCUCUCAUUGCUCUUUAUCCCAAGCAUCUCCAAAGGCAUACAUGUGACUCAACCAGCAGUGAUCCUGGCCAACAGCAGAGGAGUCGCCAGCUUUGUAUGUGAAUAUGAGUUGACAGCCAAAACCAAAGAGAUCCGAGUUAGUCUGCUCCGACAGAUGGACGAUGAGUUGGUUGAAGUCUGUGCCUCAACAUAUCUGGUACAGAAUCAACCAGUGUUCAUGGAUGACAUGCUUGAGUGCACAGGAAAUGUCAGUGGGGAUAAAGUGAUGCUCACUCUCACAGGAUUGAAGGCCUUGGACACCGGACUGUACUUCUGCAAAGUAGAACUCAUGUAUCCUCCCCCCUACUAUGUGGGGUUAGGCAAUGGAACACAGAUAUAUGUCAUUGAUCCUGAACCUUGUCCAGACUCUGAUGUCUCACUCUGGAUAUUGGCUAUAGUCAGCUCUGGACUAUUUUUUUACAGCCUCCUCAUCACAGCUGUUUCCUUGAAUAAAAUGCUAAAGAAAAGGAGUCUUCUGACUACAGGAGUCUAUGUGAAAAUGCCUCCAACAGAACCUGAACAUGAGAAGCAAUUUCAGCCCUACUUUAUUACUAUCCACUGAGAUAAUGGUGGUACAAAAAGAGACAAUUGCAAGAGACACUGAGAUCUUCACUUUCAUUGUAACCUGCUUUUUAAAAAUGGAGGGAGGGUAGAGGAUUGAUUUGAAUGUGGGAAGAUAAAAAACAAACCUCUAAUUAAAAUAUAGUUGAGUAUAGAUAAGUAUUUGGAGAAUUAAAAUCCCAAAAGCAGGAUGUCAUAAAAGACAUUUUUCUGACAUCUCAAAGGCAAUAUGAAUAAAAAAGAUCUGUCAAGGAGCAAAGCAAAAAAAAAAAUCUGAUGAUACAGGUUGGUGGAUUUAGAUGAAGGAAAUGUAUGAAGGAGGGAGGGAGAGGACUCCUGUUCCACCUUGUAUUUUAAAUAUGCUAAGCAUGUAUCUGAACAAAAUUAUCUUUUCAAGAUUAGGUAUUAUGUUGUCUUUUUUUUUUUCUUUACAAAUGUUUUGUUACAUGAAGAUUUAAAAAAAAAUAUUGCAGUCAAAUGGCUCUAUUUAAGCCAGGGAUUUCCUCAGUUGUAUCAGUUGUAUUGUACCAAUAUGUAUCCUUUAUAUAGUCUGUAGCAUUAUGUGCCAGGCAGGGAAAGUGCUAGAGUAUCUGCUGAUCAGUUACAUUCAAACACUAUGUGACAGGGUCUUGCCUCCUACUGACUAACUGAGAAAGCUGUUGGUCCAUGGCUCAGGACACUAAUGAACUAGGAAGGGAAGAAAGUCAUUUUACCACUAACUCUGAAUCCAGAUGAAAUAGUAGUAGUUUUCUGGAUUCCCAUAGAAAGGCAAAGUUCCCUUGGCAUGAUAGAAUUCAGGGCAUUGAACACUGAUUCCUCACUACUUUAAUUGACUUCCAACUUAAGUUAAAGCUAGUGGUAGCUGAGCAAAUCCUGACUCAAUACAGUACAAGGAAAAAGCUCAUUCUAGACGUCCUACCAGGCCCAUUUUCAGGAUGUCCCAUGUCUGUGGGACAUAAGAUAAACAUCUAUUUAGCAACAAGGCAGAGAUUAGUUGGCGAUUGGGGAGGGCACAUAAUGUUUCUGAAAGUGAACACUGUUGGAGUGUUUUUAAACUCACUAUUUUCCAUGAAAAUGUAAACAAUAUGUAUAAUAUUUUAAUUAAAGUAUUAUUUGUUUUCCGGA